This is a messenger RNA of Triplophysa rosa, 7531 nucleotides long. Its product is annotated as vacuolar protein sorting-associated protein 8 homolog. The transcript has 7 exons. Gene Ontology annotation, biological process: protein targeting to vacuole; endosomal vesicle fusion. The record is from RefSeq and is a predicted model, not a curated record. Lineage: Eukaryota; Metazoa; Chordata; Actinopteri; Cypriniformes; Nemacheilidae. The coding region runs from base 2828 to 3394 and encodes 188 amino acids. Gene Ontology annotation, cellular component: HOPS complex; CORVET complex; late endosome.
CUUUUAAAGAUGCGCAUGUGGCGCGUUUAGAGCGCGAAUAUGUUCGCUUUCUGUGUACUUUUAAAGAUGCGCAUGCGGCGCGUUUAGAGCGCAGAUAUCGCGUUCAGUGACUGAGCAGGUCUUCCCACAGGCAAAUGAGUCUGAGACGCGAGAUUGUCUCUCAGGACACGGGCAAGAAAGCGAGGGAAAAUGCAUCAACUAGAGAGGCUUGCCUUUUAAGGUAGGACGUACACAAUCAGAUGAACGCUAUUCGAAUGCUGCAAGCACAAUAACAGUGUGGCGAUCUGUAUAUCCCUUUGAUAUCGACGUUCUCAUAAUUUGUUAUUAAUUAAUAUUGUUAGUAAUUUAUAAAAUGUUAUAGGUCAAAAUAAUUUGUACAAAUAUUAUGAUAUUUAAAACAGAUCACAACAUGUCAUCUGCGUCUGUGAUACAUGAUUCAAUAUUACGUGCUUAAAACUGUCACGAAUUAUUAUGGCUGUUCAGAGCAAAUAAGUGAGAUGAAUUGUUGUUUAAAAUCAUCAACAUACAUAUUUGGCUUUGUAUAUUAAGCUUCAAGUUAUUUGUAUUUGUAAUUAUUAUAUGACAUAAACUUAAACUUUAAAACGUUAUGGACGUGACACAGCAGUGAGGCGUUGUGACAUCCUAAUUAUAGCCAUUAUAAAUUCACAAGGCAGUAAUAGUAAGACAGAGUGAGUGUAUUCAUUUUUCAGACAUGCCUUCAUCUUUCUGCAAAAUGCCUUUUUUAAACAUAAAGUACAAAAAAGGGAGCAUUUGAUCCCUCUUCAGAAAGCAUGAAAAAUGGUUGGUGGAAAAUGUAAUUUUGGCAUUGUUGUAUACCUGAUGUGGGUGCGAAAUCAAGACAAUUUUCUUAAAAUGUUUAUUGAAGUACAUUAAUACAAUAUAAAGCAGGCCUAAAUGGACAAAUUAAAAAUGAUUUUGUUCUUUUAGUAGAAACUUUAUUUUUUCAUGGUAAGGUUGUCAAUUUCAUGGAAUUGCUCAUAAUCCUCCAAUGCCAAUUGUCACUCCCAAAAGUUUUCCUAAUUUGGCUAACCAUGCUCCCCAUGAUCCUAGCUUUAAAUUAAACCAAUCCCACAUUUUUUAAUCUCUUACAGCAUUAGUUGCCAAUUCUAGUUGUAAUUCUUUGAAUUUGGCCAUGUCUUUUGUAAAUGUUUCCAUUCAUACUAUGGAUUGCUGUUUCCCACAAAAUGUUCAGUUCAGUAUUUUGUUCAUACGUAAUGCUAUCUUCCUCAAUAUUAAUUAAGGUAGCUGGAGUGAUGGUGUGGCUGAGAGUCUGUGUUAUGGGCGACGGUGGUGUUGACUGUAGCUUGAACUUGCAAGUAUAUGACAAUCAGGCAUAUUGUCAGAGUUAUUAUAAAAAAGAUAAAAAUACUUAAUUAGCAGAGACACUAAAGCCGAGUUGGUCUAUAGAGCAACUAAAGAGUCUUGAGCUCAUGUCUCCCAUAUGUUAUUUUGAGCAUGCAUAAUGCCUCACUGGUGCUGUUUUUCAUUCUCUGCAUAUGUCAGCCUAAGCAUUUUCACUACAGUAGUUUCCGUUCCCCAUAUUUGUACAUGUGCACAUAUUCAGAACUUGCUGCAUAACUGGCAAAGGUUACAGACCUAUGUACCGUAUAUAUAUAGGCUAUAGUGGUCUUCACAUUACAGACAUGAGACUACAGUAGUACAUCCUUGAAUCUAAAUACAUAUUUUCACAGAAAACUUUAGUUUACUACUUCACCCUCUGGUUCUUCACUUCACCCAUAAUGCAAAACCCCAGAAAAACUCUUCCACAGUUGGUAUGCCCAACCGACAGAGGGCAUCAGUGACUUACAGUCAAAAUAAUGAUCUUUAUAUCUAAGUAUUUUUCAGGCAGAAUAGUGAGGAAGGUGAGUGUGUAUUGCAAAUCGCUGUUAUGGCACAGGUGUAAAUGUUUAAAAAAUAAAAUUUUAUGACUUUAGAAGCAUAAGUGCUUAAGGCAUUUGCGUUGUAAGAAUGUACUAAGAAACUGCAGAUACCAAAACGGUGACAGGUAAGAUGCUGUUUCAUCAUUUACUUGUGAUAUCUUCCCAUUAAGUCAAGUCAAGUGAAUACAAUUUUUUAUAGUGCUUUUUACAAUUUGCAUAUACAACAUAUGCUGAACACAGAAAUAUAUAUAACAUAAAAAGUACUAUUAAAUACAGGAGGUAAAGUAAAAAGUAAAUACAUACACAUAUACAGACACAUACGUAAAUAUAUGUCUUACAAAAGAUGAGCUAGAUAUACUUUCGAUAUAUUACCAACAUGUCGUUUGUCAAAGAAUUUACAAUAAUAUCAUUGAUUGCACAAUUAGCAUUCCUUAGAAAAAUUGUUAGAUGCCUUAAAAAAAUUGUUAUAGGCAGUAAGUGUAAAGACCUAUUCUAAUGUCAAUUCAGUAAAAUGUUUGGUCAUAGCAAUAUGGCGAUGCGGUGGCUUCAAUGUAAUGACGACAUGAGCAAUUCUGUUCUUUAUUAUAGAUUACUUGACAAAAUGCAUUAGGUUUCAAUGAAGCUGGGUGUGAAAACACCUAUAGUUCCCUCAUAAUUUCCUCACUUAAGAACCACAUGGUAAUUUGGUCUGUGGUCUUGAUCUCUUUGAUGCUGCUUCUCAGACCCUGAAGGACAAACUGCAAAAACUUUUCCUGAAAGGCCCAGCAGCAGACAGGCCCAGCUAUGAGAAAAACACUAGCGAAGUCCAGAGCCUGUUGCAAAUAGUGGAGGAAGUUCUGCAUGAUGUCAUUGCUUUGUGUCAGAGAAGCUCUUACAGCCUCAACCUGCAACAGAGAGAGACUCUUUGGUUUUAUCUCCUGGAGGCAAUGAUGUCACCACAGAAACUUCAUAAAAGUCCAGAUGAUGGACACAUUUCUAAAAUGCUGAAAGAGCUCACCAUGGACGUUUUAAACAGGAUGUCUAGUUUUAUUGCACCACCUGUUAUCAUUCAACGCAUCCUACAGGAUCCUGUAUAUGGGAAAGGAAAUUUGUCUGAGAUCAAGACUCUCAUAAUAGGAAUGCUGGAUACCUUCAACUAUGAACAGACAUUGUUAGAGACAACCACCAAUCUUUUGAAUACUGAUCUUCACUGGUCUCUGUCACAUCUUCGUAAAGCUGUUAGUAGAGGUCUCUACCCCCGACAGGACCACUGCAAUAUCUGCUUACAACAUUACAAAAGACCACAGGAAAGUGAAGAGGAGAUUAUUAUUUUCAGCUGUGGUCACUUGUACCAUUGCCAGUGUCUUCAGCGUAAAGAGACAUGCGUUUUGGGCAAGAGAGUGUAUUCAUGGAGCUGCUACAAAUGUAUGUCAAGUCAAGGAUCGCAGCCAGCAGACAAACCAAGCUCAGAGACCUCCCAAUCACACUCCACCUCUCUGGCACAGCAACCCUGACAGAAAGAACUGGCCAAUAAGGGUAAAGAAGAAGGGCUCACGCCAUCCACCAGCCUCUGCUCUCUCCAGCUACUCUAAGAACGCAUGCUCCAGUUCAGAGCAUUGAGCUCUCUCCAUCAACAAGGGACUGUUCUGAGGAAGUUUGCCCUGGAGUUCAGCAAUGCUGCAGAGUGACUGAGGUUCAACGAUGUGGCUCUCAAGGACCUAUUUAACUAUGCCUUUGAUUCGUCCCUCAACUGGUUGAGAAUUAGAGAAUUACGGAGAAUUAGGGACCUGACAUUUGGGGAAUUUGGGGAUUUCCUCGAUCGCGAAGGGAAUUUUCCUGCAGCUUCUCCAGAAAUGGAAGUAGACAUGGUAGUUCCCAUAGAGGUGGCCAUAGACGCUGUAGCUCCCCCAGAGGUGGCUAAAGAUGCUGUAGUCUCUCAAAAGGUGGAGCGUAGACCUCUCAGUUGGCUUCAGUCCUAUAUACAGAACACAACUCCUAAUGUCAGCUUGUUAUGGGCAGUCGUGGCCUAAUGGAUAGACAGUCGGACUCGUGACCAGAAGGUUGCUGGUUCGUUUCUCAUGGCCGGCGGGUAACGACUGAGCAAUGCACCUUACCCCCACUUGCUCCCCGGGUGCUGCAGUGAUAGCUGCCCACUGCUCCAGGUGUACCUGUGUUCACGACUUGCUAGUCACUGGAUGGGUUAAAUGCAGAGGUCACAUUUCAGGUAUGGGUCACCAUAUCUGACAAAUAGGUCACUUUCAUAUGCCUGCCAACAGAAUCUGUAUCUUCCAUUUCAACCUCUCCUCCACCAUGGUCAAGACCCAAAGGAUGUUAGGAACAAUUUUGUCGACCUGCACAAACCUGAAAUGGGCUACAGAAAUAAUCUUGGUGAGAAAGAGACAACUUUUUUGGAAUGUUUGGAAAUGAAACUAUAACUAUAACUAAAAAUAUGAAAUAACCAUCAAUUGCCCUUAGUCUGGAGCUUCAUGCACGAUUUCCACAAUGGGCUAAAGAUGAUCAUGAGAAAGGUUAAAGAUCGGCCCAGAACUAUACGGAAGAAGCUUGUUAAGGAUUUCAAGGCAGUUGGGACCACAGUUACCAAGCAAACCAUUGUUAACUCUAUGCCACAAUAACUUAAAAUCCUGAAGCACGCGCAAGGUCCUCCUGCUCAAGAAGUCUGACAAUGAAUAUCAAAAUGAUUCAGAAAAGGCUUUGAUCAAAUGGGACCAAAAUUGACUGUCCAUUUUUGGAGGGAGAGAAAUGCUGACUAUGACCCCAAGAACAAAAUCUCUACAUUUCUUCAGUCUGAAAAUGAGCGACUCCUGGUUGUUCCAUCACAGUGAGGCACCAAAUCGCUUGCAAAAACCUUUACUCAUUUGGUUCCCCUGUGGCGGAAUGAACUGCCAGCCUCCACCCGAACUGCAGCAUCCUUCGCAAUUUUCAAAAAACAGCUUAAAACAUACCUGUUCCGCAUUUAUUUGACUAACCAAUAACUGUCUAUAUCUUGUGUCUUUAAAAUCUUGUUGUUCAUUCUCUCCCUUGCUUACUCCAGCUUUGAUCCUCCUAGUAGCAUGGCCUUGUAAACUAACGGUACUGUUUAGCGUGUUGAAAAAAUGAUUAUAUGCUCUCCUACUUGUAAGUCACUUUGGAUAAAAGCGUCUGCCAAAUGAAUAAAUGUAAAUGUCUACAGUCAAGCACAGUGUUGGAAACAUUGGGUCUCAUUCACUAAUAAUUUAUUAGAUUUUUCAUAUUUAUACGCACAUUUGAACCUCCCACGAAAACUUUCCGCCUAAUUCACAACACGUGCGUACGUACAUGAAUUUGUUCUUAACCUCGUCCUAAUGUUAGUGAAUUUGGAGUAAUCUAAAUGAGCGGCCGCAUGCACAAGUUUAGUCAUUUGCAUAAAACACACCCAGUCCAUCCCCAUAUUAGGGCUUUCCGCCUAACUUUUCCUUUACCACCUGUCGUCACUUAAGUCAAAGUUACUCCAGGCAACCCCAUGUGACGCUCUCAACAGACGUGCUCUCGCAAGUAAUUCCAAGUGCAAAGUCCUCAAAGUAAGUUCAUACACAAUAAAACACAUUUUAUAUAGACACGCAGUUUGCAGAGUUCUCGUUAGCCGGCUGUGAAAGCACUGCUAUUCAGGGAAACCUCGCAGCUCGAGCCAUAAUCUAACACAGCUUUUAUUAUUCUUUCACUGUAUAUGAUGAAAUAAUUUAAAAAAUAAAUAUACAUCUACGUGUAAUUAUAUAUAACUAUUAUCCUAAGAUGAAACAUGCAUUUUGUCAUUUUGUCUUAGAGAGAGAGAAUCUAGAGAGCGAGGGAGAGAGAAAAAAAGAAAGAAAGAGACUGUUGAUUUUCGUGUAAGUGUGCUUUCAACUGUUCCUAUUUUUUCUCUUAUAUUUAGAAUAAAUUUUAGUACAAAAGUUUUUGUGAAUCAUGAUUUGUUCGUGAAAGCGUUCGUAUGCAGGUUUCACGGACAAAUUUGUGCGUACACAUGCUUAGUGAAUGAGACCCAUUAUGCUUUGGGUCUUUUUCUUAUAUGAUACAUGAUAUCAUGUACAUGAUUUCACCGCAUUGAGGGGCUAAGGGACGGGGCCAUGUACCGUAAAGUCUUGGACGAGAACCUCCUCCCCUCAAUCAGAACACUGGAGGUGGCUCGUGGAUGGGCCUUCAACAUGACAAAGACCCAAAACAUAUCGCCAAGACAACCAAGGAGUGGCUCAAGGAGAAGCACAUUAAGUGUCCUAGCCAGUCUCCAGACAUUAAUGCUAUUAAUCCUAUAGAAAAUAUGUGAAGGAGGCUAAAACUUCAAGUUGCUGAGCGACAGCCAAGAAACCUUAAAAGCUUAGCCCGCUGUAUAACAGAAAAUUAGACGUUUUUACCAUUAUUUCGUGUGCCAAAGUCUUUGUUUUUUAAAAGUUCACCUCUUCUGUGAAACACACGUUUCAUAAAGCGUCUGUUAUGCUGUUGCUAACUUUGGCUGAUGCGGGACAGUAGUUACCGUUAGUAGUGAUAAGUUGGUAGGGUUUAAUGAAAAAUGACAUGAUAUUAGGCUACUAACUGUUGGACGUUUUUAAUCGUGGUUUAUCAUAAAACCGGUAAUCGUUACAUCCAUAGUCUCAACCUGGGUACCUUUCAUCCUUUCCAUCCUGUUUGAGCAUAAAGGGAGUGUCAUGGCUCUGCUUCCUUAGUCAUGUUUUUCUUGGUCCUGUAGCAGAGCCAUGGCAAAGCCUUAGGUUUUAUGUGAGAAGACCAUGAGAUGUUUGUUUUUUGACAUCUCAUGUGUUUUCUCAGGUCUUGUCAUUGGUCCCGCCCCUCUCGUUUCCUGUAUUGUCUCCCUCUUGUGUCUUAUGUUCUACACCUGCCCCUGCUCGUUAUCCCUCAUUUGUCUUCUCUAUUUAUACCCUCAUGUUUCUUUGUCUUGUGCCUUUGGAAUGCGUUCUGUACGUAUGUGUGUACCGUAUCUCGUGUGUGUUUCAUGCUUGUGUCUUCAUGCCAGCCGUGACAGAAUCCAAAGGCCAUAACGAACCCAGCAGGCAUGAACGGUUCCCUUCGAGCCCGCCAGACUUGUAGGUUGUUUGGGCUUCGGUAGAGGGAUCGCGAGGUCAGAGACUUCGCCCGGGAGUUUGUGGCUGCUGCGGGGGAGACUGAGUUCGGUGAGGCAGAGCUCAAGGUAAUUUUUAACUGCUGCCUCACUGAGCCUCUCAAGCGGGCCGAGGUGGAGAUGUUGAGUUCCCUGUGGUUGGGUGACAUGAUCAGGUACGUGGUCAACCGGGAUGAUCCCUGGCCUUUAGUGCCAGACUGGGUAUCCACUCCCUUGGCUACCGUCCCGGAGGAUCGCGUCCUGGCCACCCUUACCCUGGUGAUCUCUGCACCUCCACCCGCCUCACCCCUCGCACCACCAGCUAGCCUCCGUGGUAAGCGUGGACGGAGGGAGUCGUGGGACUCCCCGUCCGACUCCUCCAACACGGAGCUAGUCGUGUCCCCCAUCGCUUCCCUGCAGCCGGCCACACGUUCUGUGGGCCGGUCGAAGAAGAAGAAGCCGAGGAGGGGGGCACCACCCAGGCCGGUGGUCCAGCCGGCGUCCAGUCCGGUGCAGCCGGCAUCCAGUCCGGUGCAGCCGGCGUCCAGUCCGGUGGUGCUGCCGA